AUGAGAAUAUCAGCAGCUACACCCGACCUGGAUAAAAGAUGUAAUUAUAAUCCUGCCCUCACCUCCUACUCCCCCUCCUUUUCUUCUUCCUCCUCUUCAUUCUUCUCUUACUCCUACCCCUCCUCCUUCUUCUUCGCCACCGCCUCCUCCUUUUUCUUCUCCUUCUCCUCCUUCUUCUUCUCUUCCUCCUCCACCCCACUCCUCCUUCUCGAUCUCCUUCUUCUCCUUCUCUUACACCUACUCCCCCUUCUCCUCCUCCUCCACCUCCUUUUUUUCUUCUCUUUCUCUGCCUUCUUCUUUUUCUUCUUCUUCUCUUCCUCCUCUUCCCCACCCCUUCUUCUUCUUCUCUUACUCCUACUCUCCCUUCUUCUCCUCCUCCUUCUUCUUUUUCUUCUUCUUCUUCUCUUCCUCCUCUUCCCCACCCCUUCUUCUUCUUCUCUUACUCCUACUCUCCCUUCUUCUCCUCCUCCUUCUCCUUUUUCUUCUUCUUCUUCUCUUUCUCAGCUUUCUUCUUAUUCUUCUUCUCUUCCUCCUCCUCCCCAAUAUUUCUACUCUAUCUCCUUCUCCAUCUCUUACUCCUACUCCACCGUCUUCUCCUCCCCCUCUUUUUUUUCUUCUUCUUCUUCUCCUUCUCCGCCGCCUUCUCUUUCUUCUUUUUCUUCUCUUCCUCCUCCUCCUCCUCACUUCUACUUCUCGUUCUUCUCCUCCUCCUCCUCCUUAUUGUUAUCUUCCUCCUUCCUUCUUCUCCUUGCCCUCUUUUUUCUCCUCCUCCUCCUCCUUUUCUUCUUCUUCUCCUCCUCCUCCUUAUUGUUAUCUUCCUCCUACCUUCUUCUUCUCGCCCUCCUUUUUCUCCACCUCCUCGUCCUCCUCCUCCUUAUUCUUCUUCUUCUUCUUUUUCUUCAAAUCCCCCUUAUUUUUCUUCUUCUUCUUUGUGUCGUAUCUCUUUAG
Messenger RNA from Acanthosepion pharaonis, 948 nucleotides. Lineage: Eukaryota; Metazoa; Mollusca; Cephalopoda; Sepiida; Sepiidae. The record is from the annotation of a GenBank genome assembly.